AUGAUGACUGCGAUCUCGGGUGAUUUACAAGGCGCGGCUCCAGUGCCAGUUGUACCUCAUCCCGUGGACAGCGAUCGUACGCAUUACCCUUCUGUAUCAUCUUCAUCUUCAUCCAUUUCCGACGGCGAACCCGAACGUGGUCGAUCCCGACUAGAGCGUCCCCGCAUGGCGAGCCGGAAACCCAGCGCCUCCAUCCUUGUCCCUCGGGACCACCCCGAAAUCGAGAUCGAGGAGGAGGAGUUUCCUCCAGACGAUGCGCGCGCCAUGAGCCCGCGCCGUGAUUCCGCCGACGUUGAGCGUCUGGGGAAGGAGGCUCGUCAAACUUUACAAGAACAAGCAAAGAACCUGCAAAAUUCAUUACAGGCCCUGGCCGAGCGGAUCGAAGAAGUCAAGACUGACCACGACCGACUCGAGAGCGAGAACAGAUUUCUCCAAGAUUACAUCGGUAGCCUGACACAAACCAUGUCCAAGAGCGAAAUCACUUCCACUACGGCUGGAAAGACGAAGAAGAACCGGAAGUGA
This is a messenger RNA of Talaromyces rugulosus, 522 nucleotides long. RefSeq lists its product as uncharacterized. Gene Ontology annotation, cellular component: trans-Golgi network. The coding region runs from base 1 to 522 and encodes 173 amino acids. The transcript has 2 exons. The record is from RefSeq and is a predicted model, not a curated record. Lineage: Eukaryota; Fungi; Ascomycota; Eurotiomycetes; Eurotiales; Trichocomaceae.